AUGGCUCCAGUUCAAUAUACCUCGUCUAAGGAAGGCUUCACGAAUUCCAACAUCCAGUUCAACACUGACAAAGCUGUCAGCGCUGACGAUGCCUUGUUGACCAAGUUCACCUACGAAAACUCUAUUGUGGAAAAGGACCCAUCUACUGGUAGAUUGUCGGUCACUCCUACUGCUAUCGACUACCAGUUCAAGGUUGACUUGAAGGUACCAAAGGUCGGUUUGUUAUUGGUCGGUUUAGGUGGUAACAACGGUUCCACCCUUGUUUCUUCCAUCUUGGCUAACAAGCACAACAUCUCUUUCGAAAACAAGGAAGGUGUCGUCAAGCCAAACUACUACGGUUCCGUCACUCAAUCCUCCACCAUCAAGUUGGGUAUUGACAAGGAAACUGGUAACGAUGUCUACGCUCCAUUCAACUCGGUUGUCCCAUUGGUCAACCCUAACGACUUGAUUGUCGGUGGUUGGGAUAUCAACGGCUUGUCUUUGGAUGCUGCCAUGCAAAGAGCUAAGGUUUUGGACAUUGACUUGCAAAAGAAGUUGACUCCAUACUUGAAGGAAUACAAGCCUUUGCCAUCUGUAUACUACCCAGACUUUAUUGCUCUCAACCAAAAGGACAGAGCCGACAACAUCAUCAACAAGACCGAAAGCGGUGAAAUCAGAACCGACAACAAGUGGGCUGAUGUCGAAAAGAUCAGAAAGGACAUCAGAGACUUCAAGGAAUCCAACAAAUUGGACAAGGUCAUUGUGUUGUGGACUGCCAACACCGAAAGAUACGCUGAUGUCAUUGACGGUGUCAACGACAACGUCGACAACUUGUUGGCUUCCAUCAAGAACAACCACGACGAAAUUGCUCCAUCCACCAUCUUUGCUGUCGCUUCCAUCUUGGAAAAGGUUCCUUACAUCAACGGUUCUCCACAAAACACCUUCGUUCCAGGUGUUAUUGCUUUGGCUGAAAAGGAAGGUUCUUUCAUCGGUGGUGAUGACUUCAAGUCAGGUCAAACCAAGCUUAAGUCUGUCUUGGCUCAAUUCUUGGUUGAUGCCGGUAUCAGACCAGUCUCCAUUGCUUCCUACAACCACUUGGGUAACAACGACGGUUACAACUUGAGUGCUCCAAAGCAAUUCAGAUCCAAGGAAAUCUCCAAGCAGUCUGUUGUUGAUGACAUCAUUAAGUCCAACGAAAUCUUGUACAACAAGGAAAAGGGUGACAAGAUCGACCAUUGUAUUGUCAUCAAGUACUUGCCAGCCGUCGGUGACUCCAAGGUUGCCAUGGACGAGUACUACUCGGAAUUGAUGCUUGGUGGCCACAACAAGAUCUCCAUCCACAACGUCUGUGAAGACUCUUUGUUGGCUACUCCAUUGAUCAUUGACUUGGUUGUCAUUGCUGAAUUCUUGCAAAGAGUUAACUACAAGAGAGCCGACGAAGGUGACGACAAGUACCAAGACUUCUACGCUGUUUUGUCUUUGUUGAGUUACUGGUUGAAGGCUCCAUUGUCUAGACCAGGUUUCGAGCCAAUCAACGGUUUGAACAAGCAAAGACAAGCCUUGGAAAACUUGUUGAGAUUGUUGGUCGGAUUGCCAAUCAACAACGAGUUGAGAUUCGAAGAAAGAUUGGUAUAA
Molecule: messenger RNA, 1614 nt
Organism: Scheffersomyces stipitis CBS 6054
Lineage: Eukaryota; Fungi; Ascomycota; Pichiomycetes; Serinales; Debaryomycetaceae
Gene: INO1
Product: inositol-3-phosphate synthase
Exons: 1
Coding region: 1-1614 (537 amino acids)
Biological process (GO): phospholipid biosynthetic process; inositol biosynthetic process
Cellular component (GO): cytoplasm
Molecular function (GO): inositol-3-phosphate synthase activity
Source: RefSeq, a predicted model, not a curated record